Salvia splendens (bonfire salvia) is the source of this 1794-nucleotide messenger RNA. RefSeq lists its product as uncharacterized. The transcript is spliced from 15 exons. Lineage: Eukaryota; Viridiplantae; Streptophyta; Magnoliopsida; Lamiales; Lamiaceae. The record is from RefSeq and is a predicted model, not a curated record. The coding region runs from base 1 to 1794 and encodes 597 amino acids.
AUGCCUGAAUUUGAUCUCUUUAAAAUAUCUCUAAAUAGGAUCACUUCUGAAAUAAUGGCUCCAUUCAUUACAUGUGUUAACAAUCUCAGCAAGGCAAUCACCAAUUCAACAAUCAAAGUGAGGUGUGUUCGGGCUUAUCAAGGUUUCCCUGAAGAUAAGGAUGAUAAAAGCAUAGAAUGUGUGUUUCAUGACUCCAAGGGUACUAGAAUUCAAGCUAUAUUUCCAAAUAGUUUGGUCCAGAACUUUGGAAAUAAACUCAGGGAAGGAAGGAUUUUUUGUAUUAAAAAUUUCUUUUUCAGACCUAAUACACUCAUAAACAAAGCAUCAAAUCACCAGUUUAGAUUGCUAAUGAAUGUCAAGACAGAGAUGGUUGAGGUUAAUGAUCAUAGGUUUUUGAGAGAAAUGUUUGACUUCAAGCCCUUUGCUGCAAUAUCACAAUAUGAAAAUGUUGAUGAUUCAUCCUUCUUUGAUGUCAUUGGUGUGAUAACUGGACCUGGUAGAGUUAUCUCUCAAUCUAAGUAUAGAUUGAUUGAGAUUGAGAUUUCUGAUGAGAACCAUAACAAACUAUUUUGUACAAUAUGGGAAUCAAAUGUGGACUUAUAUCUGGAUCAACUAAAAAAGAGUGAAGGAACAAUUCCAAUUGUGAUUAUUCAGUUUUGCAAGCGCAAUCUAUUUAGAGGUGAAAUUCGCAUUUCUACACAUUUUCAAGCUUCUAAGGUUGUGAUAAAUGUUGAUGUUAAAGAAGUUAAAGAUUUUAGGAUGAGAAUAAGAAAGGAUAGCAGAUUUGUUCAGCAAGUUUCUGUCAUUCAAGGAAGACAAAGGCUUGGGGGUGAAUAUGAUGAUCUACAAUUGAAGUCCCUUGAGGAUUUAUCUUGCCUAGAGGAAGGUUCAUGUUGGGUAUUCGGUAAAAUUGAUUCAGUUGAGUGCCACUAUGGUGAAUGGUAUUUUUUGGCUUGUAAGACUUGUGUUAAGAAGGUCAGAGAGGUGGAUAAUAAGUUUAAUUGUUCUGGAUGUACAAAAACUCAUACUUAUGCUGUUAAAAGGUUCAAGGAAGGCAGCCAAUUGUUAGGGAGAAAUGUGACUGAUUUUUUAGCUAAUGGUGGUCAGGUUGCUCCUAAGAAUUCCAUUCCUUCACUUAUUGAAGAGAUUCUUGUGGGUCAGAAUGUGCUGUUUAAACUUCAGCUGAAAAAUCAUAUUGAAUAUUACAGAAGUUACCCUUUUACUGUCAACAAAGUUUGUAAUAUCCCUGAAGUAGUUGACAAGUAUACUCCUAAAGACUUGGGUGAACAGAUCUUUAACUUUGAUACGAGGUUAUCUGAUCUACUUUUUGGAGCUGAUCUUGCUGAGGUGUCUCAGAAGCCCUAUGGUACAACUGAUCUGUCCAUACUUGCUAAUGAUAAUAGCAGUGAACUUUUUGUUAAAGGCUCUGUAUUAAAUUUUGGAGUUGAAGUUGUUGAGGGUUCUCAGAAAGUGUUUGUUACACCUAAUCUCUCCACUGUUUCUAAUGAGAAAAAUCAUGGAUGGGCUGACGUGUGUGGAUCAUUUGAAAGUCCUAUUGUUAUAAGUGAUGAUGUGCUUGAUGAACGCAAUCGGUCUAUUGUUAAUGAGAGAUAUUUUGGUUCAUCUAAUUUUAAUCAAGAUGGAGAAUUUUGGGAUAUUGGUGAUCCUUCAUAUAUUUGUUCACAUUGUGGAGCAUUAUUUUGGUAUGAGGAACGUAUUGGCAAACCCAAUAUGGCCACUAAUCCAAGAUAUUCGGGUUGUUGUAUGAAUGAAAAUAUUGAGAUUCCUAAGUAG